Molecule: messenger RNA, 599 nt
Organism: Vigna umbellata (rice bean)
Lineage: Eukaryota; Viridiplantae; Streptophyta; Magnoliopsida; Fabales; Fabaceae
Biological process (GO): nucleoside triphosphate catabolic process
Molecular function (GO): nucleoside triphosphate diphosphatase activity
Source: RefSeq, a predicted model, not a curated record
UUUCUUCAUUCUCAUUUCUCUCUCUCUCUGUUCUCAUCAUCAUUUUCAUUCUCUCUGCUCUGAAAACAUGACUGGGGUUUCUGAAAAAGCAGCUGUUUCUCUUGAUCAGCUUAAGGAGAUUAUGAGUGAGUUUGCAAAGGAGAGGGAUUGGGAGCAGUUUCAUAGCCCAAGGAACCUCCUUUUGGCUUUGGUGGGUGAAAUGGGAGAAUUGUGUGAGAUAUUUCAGUGGAAAGGAGAGGUUCCAAAGGGUCUUCCAGAUUGGAAAGAAGAAGAAAAAGUUCAUCUUGGAGAAGAACUUUCAGAUGUGUUGCUUUAUCUUGUGAGGCUCUCUGACAUGUGUGGUGUUGAUCUUGGCAAAGCUGCUUUGAGAAAGGUUGAACUGAAUGCCAUUAAAUACCCUAAAAAUGUUUCUGUAAAAGAGCCUUCAAUCAGCACCAAAGAAGAUGAAAAUUUAGAAGGUGUUUGAUGAAAUUGCAUUUUGUGUUUUGGGAGGAACAGUGGGAAAGUGGUUUUGGUAUAUGUUCUUCUAUAAAGGGUGGAGGCUAUUAUUGUUGGAUUGGUUUGGUACUAAUUUAUUCUCUUACCUUUGGCAUAUUGAA